Messenger RNA from Melitaea cinxia (Glanville fritillary), 1048 nucleotides. It is a transcript of the gene qm, whose product is annotated as geranylgeranyl pyrophosphate synthase. NCBI's taxonomy places the organism in Eukaryota, Metazoa, Arthropoda, Insecta, Lepidoptera, Nymphalidae. Bases 99 to 1031 code for a protein of 310 amino acids. Gene Ontology annotation, biological process: isoprenoid biosynthetic process. The record is from RefSeq and is a predicted model, not a curated record. Gene Ontology annotation, molecular function: prenyltransferase activity. The transcript has 8 exons.
UCCUCCACUGCAGUGGGAAAUCGAUUUUUCAGAUUUCGUGUUUUAUUUUAUUAAAAGUAUUUCAGAAGUAAGAGUAUAAAACGAAUAAUAGUCUAAAUAUGUCGCAAAUUGUAACAAAAGGUGGUGACAAAAGCCAGGAUGAGAAACUGCUCAUGCCAUUUACUUACAUACAACAAGUGCCCGGUAAGCAGAUACGAUCCAAGCUUACCGUGGCCUUUAACUAUUGGUUGAAAGUGAGUGAUGAAAAACUUCGAGCCAUUGGUGAAAUUGUUCAAAUGCUACACAAUUCAAGUUUAUUACUGGACGAUAUACAGGACAAUUCAAUUCUACGUCGAGGUAUUCCAGUGGCUCAUUCCAUUUACGGUAUCGCGAGCACCAUCAACGCUGCCAACUAUGUCGUCAUCAUCGCGCUUGAAAAGACCUUGAAACUUGGACAUCCUAUGGCUACUACAGUGUACACUGAACAACUGCUAGAAUUGCAUAGAGGACAAGGUAUAGAGAUAUAUUGGAGGGAUAACUUCCAAUGCCCCACCGAAGAAGAGUACAAGGAGAUGACUAUGAAAAAAACUGGCGGCCUUUUUAUGCUGGCGAUUCGUUUGAUGCAGUUAUUUAGUGAUAACAAAUCUGACUUCAACAAAUUAUCUUCAAUCUUGGGCCUAUACUUCCAAAUUAGAGAUGACUACUGUAAUUUGUGCUUGCAAGAGUACUCAGAGAACAAAAGCUACUGUGAGGACUUAACAGAAGGCAAAUUCAGCUUCCCCGUGAUACACGCGAUUCAAACUCGUAAAGACGAUAACCAAGUACUUCAUAUUUUACGGCAACGUACCAGAGACGUCGAAGUGAAACGUUACUGCAUAUCGCUCCUAGAGAAAUUCGGAAGUUUUCAGUACACUCGAGAUCGUUUGCAAGAACUCGACAACGAAGCUAGGGCCGAGGUAAAACGUUUGGGUGGUAACCCCUAUUUGGAGGAGUUAUUAGACGAACUUCUCAGCUGGCGACGAGACACUAAAGCAACAGGAAACGAGGAAUAAAUAGAAAUAUUCCUUUC